Messenger RNA from Lytechinus variegatus (green sea urchin), 3933 nucleotides. RefSeq names its product probable ATP-dependent RNA helicase DDX56. The coding region runs from base 46 to 1725 and encodes 559 amino acids. Gene Ontology annotation, cellular component: nucleolus. The record is from RefSeq and is a predicted model, not a curated record. Gene Ontology annotation, molecular function: nucleic acid binding; ATP binding; RNA helicase activity. The transcript is spliced from 13 exons. Lineage: Eukaryota; Metazoa; Echinodermata; Echinoidea; Temnopleuroida; Toxopneustidae.
GUCUGGAGGAGAGCUACGGUAUCAGCCACAUGCGGAAUUUUAAAGAUGGCGGCCUCCACUCAUGAAAAAAAUGUGGUUUCAUUUCGUGGUAUGGGUCUAGAUGAUCGCGUCCUUAAGGCCCUUGCAAAGCUUGGCUGGUCUAGUCCUACUCUGAUUCAAGAGAAAGCUAUACCACUUGCCUUGGAAGGAAAGGAUAUACUGGCCCGGGCAAGGACUGGAUCUGGCAAAACGGCUGCCUAUGCUAUCCCUCUCGUUCAAAAGGUCCUAAGUUCAAAAGAGACAGCUAGAGAACAGGCAACUCGGGCUUUGGUCUUGGUACCCUCCAGGGAACUCUGUUCACAGGCCUAUAGGAAUUUACAGGAAAUCAGUAAAUGUUGCUCUAAAGAAAUCCGAUGUGCUGAUGUCUCCGGUCAAGUGGAUCUGUCAGCCCAGAGACCCCUUCUUAUGGAGAGACCGGACAUAGUUCUCGGCACACCCAGUCGGAUCUUGGCCCACAUCCAGGCCAAGAACUUGUCUCUACAGAGAUCCCUUGAGAUGCUUGUUAUCGACGAAGCAGACUUAGUAUUUUCCUUCGGCCAUGAGGCAGACAUGAGGGCACUGCUCUCUCAUUUCCCAAAGAUUUAUCAAGCUAUAUUGAUGUCAGCUACGUUGAGUGAAGAUGUAAAGACUCUCAAGAAAUUGGUCUUACACAAUCCAAUCACGCUCAAACUUGCAGAAUCUCAACUUCCAGAAGCAGACCGCCUAAGCCAGUAUCAAAUAAGGUGUAUAGAAGAGGACAAAUUUCUACUCAUCUACACGCUACUAAAGCUCAAGCUAAUCAGAGGCAAAACCAUCAUCUUUGUCAACUCAAUAGACAGGUGUUACAGACUGAAACUGUAUCUCGAGCAGUUCUCAGUAGCUGUAUGUGUACUGAACUCAGAAUUACCGGUGAAUUCAAGGUGCCACAUCGUAAACCAGUUCAAUACUGGCCUUUAUGACAUCAUCAUAGCCUCUGAGGAAUCUAGUCUCUUUGAGGGAAGGAAAACUGAUGAAACAGAAGAGAAGAAAGAGAGGAAAGGAAAAGGUCACAAAGGAAAGCAAAAGAAAGAUAAAGAAUAUGGAGUGUCAAGAGGGAUUGAUUUUCAGAAUGUCUGUAAUGUUAUCAACUUUGAUUUCCCUGAGAGUGUCAAGUCUUACAUCCACAGAGUGGGAAGGACAGCACGGGGAGAAAAGAUGGGAACGGCGUUAUCAUUUGUGAAUGAGGAUGAGCAAAAUCUUCUAGAUAAUGUAGAACAAGAACUUGUUGGAGAUGACGGAACACCUUUAGUUAAACCGUAUCAGUUCAAGAUGUCCGAGAUUGAAGGAUUUAGAUACCGUGCCAAGGAUGCAAUGCGAGCAGUGACGAGGGUAGCAGUGCGCGAAGCCCGGGUGAAAGAGAUCAAACAAGAGAUCUUCAACUCCAAGAAACUCAAGGCCUUCUUUGAAGACAACCCAAGGGACCUACAGCUGUUGAGACACGACAAGGUGUUGCAUCCUGCCAAGGUCCACUCAGAUCUCAAGAAUGUACCUGAAUACCUCGUCCCCAGGGCAUUGAGAGGUACCAUACCAACUACAAGCAGACGGAGAGCUCCAAAAAGGACAGCAGAGGGUACUGUGGGACAGAAGAAAGAGUCUAGGAUAGCCAAAAUGAAGAGGAAAACAGAGGAAGAUCCACUGAAGAGCUUCAAAUACAAGGGAAAGAAAUGACAUCAAGGAACAAUUUCAUACUGAACCCAGGUGGACUCUUGUUGAGUGAGCCAUUAAAAGAACUUUGUAGGACUAUGUGCAUGGAGUAUAAAGAGCUGCAAUGGUAUCUCCAAUCAGACUCUUGUAUAUGGAACAAAGUGAAUUACUCUUAAAUAUGCUCAUGGACGACGACAACAUAGGAGUGUCAUCUUUGUACACCAAUGCCAUCAAACGGGCUAUCUACAGAAUGUGACUUCAGAAAGAAUUCAUCCCUUCUCUCAAUAUCUCUUCUCUCUUUCUCCCUCUCUCUUUCUCUGUCUGUCUGUCUCUUUCUGUCUUAUUUUCUCUAAUCCUUCAUCCCCUUAUACUAGUAGUAUAAUGUAUAACACUUUAAUCCCUAGUUGUGUUUGGGAUGUGCUCUACUCUCUAUUCAUCAGUAGUAUCGUGUGUAUUGGCACCUAAGCAUGAGUUUUACUCACACUUUAAUAGCUCUUUGUGAAACAUUCUCGAUAUCAGUCUCAUGUCUAGUUGAUUCUCUGAAUUGUAGGAUCCGCCUUGGUGAAUCAUGUAGGUUUGCACUAAGAGCUGCAGCCAUAUACUCUCUAGAUGCAGGGGUGGGGGAUACUGACUUCAAAGACAGUUCUACUGCCAGUGAUGAACUUCACCAUUCCAUGUACAAAGAAUGUCGCUGUCUGAUUAGUAAUAUAUUAAUCAUGUGAUGAAUUGUAGAUUUACCCUUUAGAUGUUGAUUCUGCAUAUCGCUUGGUCUAUAGAUUCACCAAUGGUCAAAUUGACGGAAGUAUUUCCAAAUUAAAAGUCUGCUGGAUUGUGUAUUUUCUAUCAGAAAGGCUACUAUAUCCAAUCAACUUGGAUUGAUUCAUAUGCACCCAUCAAAUCAGUUAGGUCAGCUAGUUACCUUCACCGUCUCACUAUUCAGUAAUGUUAAGGAUUUGGUGGUAAGAGUAAGACACUCCCCUUCUGAAAUGCACUGAAACCAUCUUUUAUAGCAGUUUAUAGAUCUUAAGACAUUCACUCUAUUAUUAAAUAUAUCUAAUGUGAUUUAUUGGUAUUGCUUUCGUUUGAGUCGUAGGGAUAAGCAUUACAUGAGUGAUAACAAUUCCCCAGUCUUCAAUGGCACAGAGCACUUGAUAUUAUAACAAAUCAAGGUUUUGAAUCUGUUCCUUAAGGACAGGAGUAGCUUGAUUAAUCACAUGGCAAUCACGUUCACCUUUCCCUUCCACUUUGUCAAAUUCAUGGAGUAUAGUGAGUGAUUGUACUGACAGGCCUUGCAUUACCGAACCCGCGCAUUGUACGCGUUAAAAAAUUCAUACGCUUAAAACUUUGCAACAUCCUUCCAAAUGGAACUUAAAAAUUGGCCCAAAGCACAUUUUCAAAGUCUUUAUAUGCUCAAAAUAAUAAAAUAUUACAAAUAUAGCUCAUCAGUGAUUUUGUUGUUUUCUCAACUUUUCCCGUAGAAAACGCAUGUUCAGUAUACGAUACCAUUUUCAAGUGACCAAUAUAUUUCACAUGCGAAGAGGGGUCCGAUUGGAAGCUGAUAUCGUAAAGAAGAAAAACGAUUUCAGCAAAAUAUUAACAUAUCUAUAUUUUGUAGGUAUAUGGUGAAAAGUUUGGUGAAUUUUAUGAUAAUAAUGUGUUUGAUAUGAUUGAAUUCAUGAAAAAUGUGUGGUAAUACGAUCCACUACCAUACAAAUUCAUCAUCACCUAGCCAAACCCUCCUACUCUUUGAUUGAUGGAGUGGAAAGCAAAGAAAUAAUUUCUUUAAAUUUUUUAAUGCUUUUGUAUCAUAACCUCAAUAUUAUAAUAUUUACUUCAUACAGAGUUAUAGUAUCUAUAUUGGUGGGUGCAUUGGGAUCUAGUGAUUCUGACUGCCGCCUUUCAAACAGAGGGUGGUGGGUGCAAAUCCUAGCCAUGGCGUGUUUUCCUUCAGCAAGCAAUUUAUCCACACUUUGCUGCACUCGACCCAGGUGAGGUGAAUGGGUACCCGGUCUUGCUCGAGCGCCUGAUCAAGGUUGCCGUGCUAAAGCUAGGAUAAUAAUAACAUUGCCAUGUUUAGCAGGGCCCGCUGGGAGAACAGUUUUCGGAACUGAAGUGGCUACCCUGGGUAAAAUAUGACGUUUUAUUAUUAUUAUUUUUAAUGAGAUUGAUGCAUGUUUCAGAUUUACAGAGUGUAUGAAUACAAUACUUUGGCAGAAUGAAUAUUUAACUGCA